AUGGCGUAUGAAAUAACCGAAAAGGAAGAUUCAGGAUCUGCGAUUGUGACUUUUCCUGUAUCCAAAGAUGCUGCUGAAGGAUUUGUAAACAAUAAACGAGAUAAUUUUAGAUUUAAAUUUAAUAAAAUAUUUGAUCAAAACGCCAAGCAGGAAGAAGUAUUUGAAUAUGUAGCCAAACCAGUCUUACAAAACGUUCUGUUAGGUUAUAAUGGAACUGUAUUUGCAUAUGGACAGACAGGAUCUGGCAAAACUUUUACGAUUACUGGAGGGGCUGAACGAUAUACUGAUCGAGGUCUCAUUCCGAGGACAAUAUCAUACCUAUUCCAAGAAUAUCAGAAGAAUGUCGACUCUGAAUAUACUACUCAUGUUAGUUACCUUGAAAUCUACAAUCAGUGCGGCUACGAUCUUUUAGAUCCGAGGCACAACGCUUCUAAACUGGAAGAUCUACCCAAAGUUAGCUUACUGGAGGAUAAUAAUAGCAAUAUCCAUUUAAAAAAUCUAUCCAUUCAUCAAGCCAAUAGCGAAGAAGAAGCUUUAAAUUUGUUAUUUUUGGGAGAUACGAAUCGAAUGAUUGCCGAGACGCCCAUGAAUCAGGCAUCAACUCGUUCCCACUGUAUAUUUACAAUUCAUAUGUCUAUUCGAGAAACUGGCUCGGAUACAAUUAGGCGAUCAAAAUUUCACCUAGUUGAUUUAGCAGGAUCCGAAAGAGUAGCAAAAUCUAACAUUGGAGGAACCAUUCUAACUGAAGCCAAGUACAUUAAUUUAUCCUUACAUUUUUUAGAACAGGUUAUUAUCUCGCUAUCUGAAAAAUCAAGAACUCAUAUCCCUUAUAGAAAUUCUAUGAUGACAUCAGUAUUGAGAGAUAGUCUUGGUGGAAACUGUAUGACAUCGAUGAUAGCAACUUGCUCGGUAGAAAAGAAGAAUUUAGACGAAACGAUUACUACGUGUCGAUUUGCGCAGAGAGUGGCAUUAAUUAAAAACGAAGCAUUAUUAAAUGAAGAAGUCGAUCCAAAAUUGAUGGUAGUUCGAUUAAAGAGCGAAAUUCAACGACUAAAGGAGGAAUUAGCUAUUGCUACGGGAAAUCAAUCAACCGAUCCACUAGUUGAGCAAGAGAUUGAUAGGUGCCGUGCUUUAGUGGACUCCUAUAUUGCCGACUCCGAUCCUGAAGCAAUAUUGAGUGUAGGAGGUGAUAUGCGAAAAAUUACUUUGUGCUAUAAAAUCUUUAAGGAUAAAGUUCUGCAAGGAGGCCCCUCCAAAAGUGGGGAUAACACCCAAGGAGAAAAUGAAGAUGAUGAAAUGCCAGUAAACUCCGCUCGAACAUCGAAGGAAGUUCAACGAUUGACUGAUUUAUUACAGCAACGUGAUAAUGAAAUUAACAUUCUUGUAACAAUGCUAAAGAAAGAGAAACAGCGAGCAGCGGUAGCUGUUGCUCAUUCUAAAACAAAAAUUGAAAGCGAUACAAGUCCACGAGAUAGUAGAAUAACGCAAUCGAAAUCUCUAGAUACAAAACAGUAUCACCACGAGGAGUCCCGUGCAAGCUAUCGAAAAGAGACUAAACAUGAAAGGUCGCCAUCGAACGAAAAGCAAGCGGAGCCAAGGCAUAACCGGAUAUACGGAGACAUGUCGAAAGGAAGACAAGAAGCAUUUGACAUUUUCCGUCGAGAUUACGCUAAUAACUCUGCUAUUGAUGACAAGAAACGAAUAUUGAAACAAAAAUAUGCCGAAGCUAAAGCUCAAGGAGAAGCAUUAAAUGAUUGUAAAAUGCAGAUAAACAACUGUAAGCAACAAAUUGAAAAAUAUAGAAUCGGAAAAGCCAUGAAAGGAUUGAAUGGUCGUGAGAUAAAUAGUGCAGAUUUGGAAGAUCAGGAGCAGUUUCUACGCGAUAAAUUACAGGCUGAAAAAUCGCGAUAUAAGGAUAUAUUUGGCCAUCUGAAGGUACUGAAAACCGAAAUUGAGCAUUUACAACAUCUAUUAGACAAAGCUAGAUUGAAAUUACAGCAAGAUUUCGAGGUGUGGUGGCAGAAACAGACACAAUCUCAAGGAAUUCAACAGGAACAGCCUGUGGAACCCCCUCCUAAAUCACGUUCUGUCUGGAGAACACCAACACCUAAUAAGCACGACUAUCAACCGAGAAGUAAGGAAGCAAGGAGCAACGAAAGAAAUGCCGGUUCUUCCAGAAAUUCACAGGAGUUUAUGGAUAGUUAUACGCACGGCUAUUCGCCAAAAAAUAAAGAAGUCAAGAGUCAUGAAAGAACUGCUAAUUCCUCAAGAAAUUUACAUGAAAUUCUAGAUAGUUAUACACGUUCAAGUGAGAUGACCAGGAAGCAAAUCCAGCAAAAAUCGAUUCCCAUGACCGGCGAUAAAGAGGCGGAUGCAGAUAUUUUAGCAUUUAUGAAAGCUAAGCAAGAUCUUGCACGUGCUAGAGGGUUAUUUGGUAAAUAA
Messenger RNA from Trichoplax adhaerens, 2442 nucleotides. RefSeq lists its product as uncharacterized. Lineage: Eukaryota; Metazoa; Placozoa; Uniplacotomia; Trichoplacea; Trichoplacidae. Gene Ontology annotation, molecular function: ATP hydrolysis activity; microtubule binding; ATP binding. Gene Ontology annotation, biological process: microtubule-based movement. The transcript is spliced from 25 exons. The coding region runs from base 1 to 2442 and encodes 813 amino acids. The record is from RefSeq and is a predicted model, not a curated record. Gene Ontology annotation, cellular component: microtubule; kinesin complex.